AUGUCCACCAGCGAUAGCCGCCCAGCAUCUUCCAGCCUCAACCUUGCCAACCUCCUUCGUGACGCCAUGACUGCUCCCACUGCCACCCCGCCAGUCAACACCGUCAACACCACCACCAAAAUCACCUACAAGCCCAACAUCAUGAAGCCAGCCACAUCUGCGGACUUGAGCAUCCUGGACCUCAUCUCGGACUCCGACAACUCGUCCAUCGAGAUCUACAAGAUGUACCGCCACAAGAACUACUUGCCCCACAACCAGCGCAUCUCCAACAUCGCCUGGCGCAUCCAGAACCGCAAGAUGGUGUCGAAAGACGUUUCCACCGCGCCCAAGCCCAAGCAGCGAGCGCACUCCAUCUCCAAGCCCACCCCCUCGUUCAAAAAGUCCACCUUCAACGACCCCAACUUGGACGACUUCGACUACGUGGCCCACAUCCGCAGAAUCAGCCAGGAGGAGUUCAUCCAGGCCAAUCCUGGCGCCUCCUCCGAGCCCGGAGCGCCUCCUGUGCCCUCGAUCAAGAACGAGCUUUCCUCGCUCUUGGACCAGGCACCACUCUCCCACGCCCUAGCUAAGUCCCACUCCACCGGCUCCCAGCCGUCCCAGCCUCCCUCAAACAACCAGUUCUUGUCCUCCUACAUCACCUCGCUCGAGUCCACCUUGUCCAACAACUACCCCUCAGAUAUCACCUCUGAGUACCUGCAUUCCAGCACCUCCAAGGUGCCAGCCUCCGACGCCAGAUCGCCUUCCAGCGUGUCGGGGGUCAAAAAGGUUCUCCAGUGUAUCAACUGCCACACCAAGACCACCCCGCUCUGGAGAAAGUCAAACAAUGGCGACUUGUUGUGCAACGCCUGCGGACUCUUCUACAAAUUGCAUGGUAUCUUGAGGCCCUUGAAUAAUAACAAGACCUCCACCGACAGGGCACCACAGAACAACACAGCAAACCCGGCCAACCGCAUGAACAACCUUGCCCCAGGAUACCAAAACAGAAGCAACGGAAGGAAUAACAACGACAUGAUGAAUCUAGACUCCUUUCUUGAAAUUUCCAAUACUAGCACCACGAAUACCACGAACACCACAAACACCACCACCAGCAAUACCAUCAACACAGAGUACACCUCACCUUCAGCAUUCUCAAUGGGACCUUCAGGCAUACUGAACACCACGGUUAACAACAUAGACGAGAUCGACAAAUUAUUGAAUUUGAACUUGUUCCAGUCAGACUCUUUCCAGGUCGAGAAUAAUGGGAACCACCAAUCGCAGCCGCCUCAGAACAGCCAUAACAUGCGUCAAAACCAACAACUAAACAACCACUCUCAAGGGGCCGCAAAUAACCAACUCAACGAACUAAACCAACUCUUCAAUAGUAACGACAACACUGGAAUUGCUCCAGGAAUGGAUGGUGUCAACGACGAGAUAUUGUUUGGCGAUCCCAUCAGCGCAUAUACCCCAGGAACAGGUAAUAAUGGGGACCCAAGCUGGAAUUGGUUGGACUUCAGCCCUGCCGCAACCAACAGUUGA
Suhomyces tanzawaensis NRRL Y-17324 is the source of this 1515-nucleotide messenger RNA. RefSeq lists its product as uncharacterized. Gene Ontology annotation, molecular function: RNA polymerase II cis-regulatory region sequence-specific DNA binding; DNA-binding transcription factor activity, RNA polymerase II-specific; zinc ion binding. NCBI's taxonomy places the organism in Eukaryota, Fungi, Ascomycota, Pichiomycetes, Serinales, Debaryomycetaceae. The record is from RefSeq and is a predicted model, not a curated record. Bases 1 to 1515 code for a protein of 504 amino acids. Gene Ontology annotation, biological process: negative regulation of transcription by RNA polymerase II; positive regulation of transcription by RNA polymerase II. The transcript has a single exon.